UAAGUAGGUACUUAGAACUAUUUCUUAUCAAACAAAAAUAUAUUGAAUUUUCUCGUCUCAUUCUUCACGUUAUCUGUCUCUCAGGUUCCUAGCAACAAUCUGAAGGUCUGAGAAGAUUAACUAUCUCUAGUGCGGUCAAAACAUCAGUAAUUUUUUUACAUAUUCUUCUUCUUCUUAUCUUUUGUCCGGUUUUUCGUCUUUUUGGACAUAUUAUCUGUAAAGAUAAUCGUAAAUUAAUACCAUGGCGUUUGAUAUCCCUCUGUUCUGUUUAUCUGAUAAACGCAGUCCUUGAUAAUACGUCGAAACUGUCGCGCGUGUUUUGGCAAAUAGACUAUUUGUAUUAUUUACGCUUAAUUAUAAGUUAUAAUUUAACUAAAAUAAUAAGAAUAGUUAAAUUAUUAUUUUAGUUAAAUUAUAUAUCUAAAGUGAUAGCGACGAACUUUUUAUAAUGAUUCAUGCUUCCGUGUUAAAAAUUAGUGACUAAAUGUUUCUACGGAAAUCCCCAAAUAAACUGUAAUAAAACAUGGUUUUGUGGUGAAAAGUAAUACGUGAAUUAAGGAUUAGUUAACAAAUCACAAUGCCUUUAAAAGAUAAUAAGGUAUACCUGACGGUCCGGUCCUUCCUGGACAUUUUCGUGCAGCGGCUGAAGGUGUUCGACCUGUUCCUGCAGGGCGCCUUCCUCAUCGUCAUCAUCCUGCAGAGCAAUGUGUACCUACUCCUCAAGCGGGAUGCCAGGGAGGGGUAUCAUUCUGGACGCAUUGGUGACUACGUAAUGAUCGGCUCCGGGAGCAUGGAGUUCCUCGUGGGCGCUGCAGUAGCCUGGUGGGGCAGAGGCCGGAGACAGCUGGCUCUGGCCUUCUGGCUAGCAGUCACGUCGGUAGCAGGACUCCUCGUCCUCGCCUUCCCUUAUAUAAAGGCUAGCCCUGCGGAGGUCGAGUUAUGUGGAGGCCACCCCAUAGGCAGAAUAUUGGCGACCCCCACGGUAGAUAACAACGUGACACUCAGAACGACUUUUCUGAUCAUCACUGCACUUCUGAGUUCUAUCACCAAACUCAGCGUGUGGGCGCAUGGACUCACGUACCUGGAUGACCAUGACCCUGCCAAUGGACCUUACUUUUACGGUAUCCUGAUCUCCAUCCGCCUGUCCCUGGGUCUGAGCGCAACCAGCUGGCUAGCCGCUUCCUCAGUGCGCGACGACUGGUGGCAGGCGCACCUGUCUCUCUGCAUGCUGACUCUCAUGUUCGCUAUACUGUUCAGUCUCUUCCCCACCAAGAUGGAGUCGUUUAAGGAGGUCGAUGAGGCCAGGAAUGGAGGUGCUGAUACUAGUUUCAUCCCGACUCUGGGUCGUCUGGUGCGCAAUAAAGCGCUGGUUACACAGACAGUAUCCGUGGCAUGUCUCACCACAGCCGUGUUUGUGUAUGUGCAGUACGACGAGGCUUAUAUUCAGGCAAGGUACCAUGUGGAAGCAAUCAGACAAGACCCACGGACUUCAAGAGUUCUCCCUGAAAUAUUCCGAUCCCUGGUCAUCAUAUUCUUCGUUAUGAUAUUCCGCGUCCGCUUCUCAGCGCGUCGUCCGGACGGCGUGAAGUCCAACACAGCGUCUCGAGUGGCGGGGGUGGUGGCAGUCUUCGUGGCUAUAUUCUUCGCAGCCCUGGCGGCUACUGGAUGUAACACUGGUGAUAUGGAUGGUUUGGAGGGAAGUUAUCAGCAGCCUGCUUGUAGUAGGAGCUGUUGGUGCAACUCAGAACGCUACGGGUUCAGUCCGGUGUGCUCACUGGACACACGAGUCACGUCCUUCUCGCCGUGUCACGCCGGCUGCACUGACUACGAAGAUCUGAACGGUUUUCUGCUGUAUAAGAACUGCUCGUGCAGCACAGACACGCUGCGAGCAGUGCGCGGCGCGUGUCAGCUCAACUCGUGCCGCCUCGCCUACUCCAUCUACCAGGUCGUGUUCGUGCUCAUGCUAGCGGUGGCUGGUGCGUGCUUCCUAAUGCAAGGCAUGGCUGUGAUCCGCUCGGUGCGGCCGGCAGACAAGGCGACAGCUGUGGGCGCCAGCCUGGCAACUGUGGCGCUGCUGUCCUUUGUUAUUGGCCAGCUUAUCUACAUGUUUAUUAGUUAUCAAACAUGCGCCUACUCAUCACACGGCGCAUGUCUCCUGCACACGCCGACGCUGUGGGUCGCGUGCGCCACCAGCGCCGGCCUGGCUGUCAUGGCUGCUAUCGCCAGUCUGGUAGCCAGCCGAAUGCCCACAGACGUCGUUGAGCCUACUACAAUUUUAUGAUGAUAGGAAAAAAACAAUAGUGAAACUGCUCCAAGUACUUGGUAGAUUCUGGGACCUUUACAUAAAUAGCUACAGGACAUUCAUUUAUUUAUUUUAUGCUGAUUAGAGUACCUGCCUAAUAUGCGUUUGGAUAAUACCGAUUUUAGUUUGGACAUAUUUGGCUUUUGCCGUUCAAGGAAUUUUCGUCAGUUUUUGUAUUUUCAGGGUAUUUUCGGAUAGAUAUUGAUUACUGAUUACGGGUUAUUAGGCUUCUGCCAAUUGGGAGGGGUAAUAUUGUAGAUCGUGUAGUUCAUUAUACAUCAUGAGGAGCAUGAAUUGGGUACAAGUUUGUAUAAAUUUAUAUUAUAAUUUAAUUUCGCACAGAAAAUGGUGUGUAUAAAUAUUAGAUUUUUAAGAUUUGGUAGACCGCUAGUCAAUCCAUAUACUUAAAUGUAAAUAUUAGGUAUUUAUUUUUAAAUUUUAAGUGAUUUUUGUUACAAGAGGAAAUAAAAUGAAAGUUAAACCUUA
Helicoverpa zea (corn earworm) is the source of this 2788-nucleotide messenger RNA. RefSeq names its product solute carrier organic anion transporter family member 74D-like. Gene Ontology annotation, cellular component: membrane. The record is from RefSeq and is a predicted model, not a curated record. Gene Ontology annotation, molecular function: protein binding. Gene Ontology annotation, biological process: transmembrane transport; sodium-independent organic anion transport. Bases 578 to 2281 code for a protein of 567 amino acids. The transcript has 12 exons. Lineage: Eukaryota; Metazoa; Arthropoda; Insecta; Lepidoptera; Noctuidae.